Molecule: messenger RNA, 3141 nt
Organism: Balaenoptera ricei (Rice's whale)
Lineage: Eukaryota; Metazoa; Chordata; Mammalia; Artiodactyla; Balaenopteridae
Product: V-type proton ATPase subunit B, brain isoform-like
Exons: 17
Biological process (GO): proton transmembrane transport; ATP metabolic process
Cellular component (GO): proton-transporting V-type ATPase, V1 domain
Molecular function (GO): ATP binding; protein binding; proton-transporting ATPase activity, rotational mechanism
Source: RefSeq, a predicted model, not a curated record
AUGCAUGAAGGGCUGACAAAAUUGAAGGGAGAAAUAGACAGUUCAACAAUAGUUGGCGGCUUCAAAAAAAUGCAGACCCUGGAGUUCCAGUUGCAUGACCAAGGCUGCAUGACCCUGGGAGAGAUAGAUGAGCUGGCCUACAUCUCAACCAAAGAGUACUGGUUUGAUGGGCGGGAGAAGUCCGUGGUGUGCACCGUGUCGUCAGAUGGCACCGUGUGUGCCUGGGAUCUGCAAGAGGUGAGCUGUCCAGGAGGGGGGCACGGAGAUCUGUCGAGCCCUCUACAGCCUGCAGCUCUGGUGAAUUUGGUGACUUACCCUCGGCUGCAACUGGUUGUCACCGUGGACGAGCGGGGACUGAUCAAAGUAUGGAAAGCAGAGAACGGGUGUGAGCAAGCCUCCUGCCUGCCUACAUACUCGUCUUCAUUGGAGGCCUGUGACUUUCCAGAAGGCCCCCUCCUGCUGGAUGGAGUUGGAAAAGUGAGAGUCCACUACUGCAGAAGAAACGAAAGGACAGGUUCCUCUCCAGCAUACAAGACGGUAUCAGGAGUUAAUGGUCCACUAGUGAUCUUAGAUCAUGUUAAGUUUCCCAGAUAUGCUGAGAUUGUGCACUUAACACUACCUGAUGGCACGAAGAGGAGUGGGCAAGUUCUAGAAGUUAGUGGUUCCAAAGCAGUGGUUCAGGUAUUUGAAGGGACUUCAGGUAUAGAUGCCAAGAAGACAUCCUGUGAGUUUACUGGGGAUAUUCUCCGAACGCCAGUGUCUGAGGAUAUGCUUGGUCAGGUAUUCAAUGGCUCAGGAAAACCCAUCGACAGAGGUCCUGUUGUACUGGCUGAAGACUUCCUUGAUAUCAUGGGCCAGCCAAUCAAUCCUCAGUGUCGGAUCUAUCCAGAGGAAAUGAUUCAGACCGGCAUUUCGGCCAUAGAUGGCAUGAACAGUAUUGCUAGGGGGCAGAAAAUUCCUAUCUUCUCUGCUGCUGGCUUACCGCACAAUGCGAUUGCAGCUCAAAUCUGUCGCCAGGCUGGUUUGGUAAAAAAAUCCAAAGAUGUAGUGGACUACAGUGAGGAAAAUUUUGCGAUUGUAUUUGCUGCUAUGGGUGUAAACAUGGAAACUGCCCGGUUCUUCAAACCUGACUUUGAAGAAAAUGGCUCAAUGGACAACGUCUGCCUCUUUUUGAACUUGGCUAACGACCCAACUAUUGAGCAAAUUAUCACUCCUCGCUUGGCUCUAACCACGGCCGACUUCCUGGCCUAUCAGUGUGAGAAACAUGUAUUGGUUAUCCUAACAGACAUGAGUUCUCAUGCUGAAGCACUUCGAGAGGUUUCAGCAGCCAGGGAAGAGGUUCCUGGUCGACGAGGUUUCCCAGGUUACAUGUAUACAGAUUUAGCCACACUAUAUGAACGCGCUGGUAGAGUGGAAGGUAGAAAUGGCUCUAUUACUCAAAUUCCUAUUCUCACCAUGCCUAACGAUGAUAUCACUCACCCCAUCCCUGACCUGACUGGAUAUAUUACAGAGGGGCAGAUCUAUGUGGACAGACAGCUACACAACAGACAGAUUUACCCGCCUAUUAAUGUGCUGCCCUCGUUGUCUCAGUGAAUGAAGUCUGCUACUGGAGAAGGUAUGACCAGAAAGGAUCACACCGAUGUAUCUAACCAGCUGUAUGCAUGCUAUGCUAUUGGUAAGGAUGUGCAGGCCAUGAAAGCCGUAGUUGGAGAAGAAGCCCUUACCUCAGAUGAUGUGCUUUACUUGGAAUUUCUGCAGAAGUUUGGGAGGAACUUCAUUGCUCAGGGUCCUUACGAAAACCGCACUGUCUAUGAGACUUUGGACGUUGGCUGGCAACUGCUCCGAAUCUUCCCCAAAGAAAUGCUGAAGAGAAUCCCUCAGAGCACCUUGAGCGAAUUCUACCCUCGAGACUCUGCAAAGCAUUAGCUGCUACUUCAUCGCUGGCUCGAUGCUCUUGUGAAAUACUGGUUCUGUUUUCUUUAUUCCUUUUGCACUCCCCCAUCCCCACCUUUGUGUUGGAGUUUACUGUGUUACCCUGUAAUUAAAAACAAAGAAUAGGUAACAUAUUGUGCCAGUGUUGCAAUGUUUUAAACUGCUAACAGACUUUAAAAUAUCCCGUUCCGAAAACCUGGAACUGCAGUGCUUUGUUUAAAGUAGCUGAGGGUUGGAGGUGAAGUUUUCUUACUGAUGUGUGUAUUUGUACGUAGUGGUGUAGUUAGCUGCCUAGUGUCCUCAUUAUUUGGGUCUCUCAGACCUUCCCUGUCCACCCCCUCCAGAGUAUCACUAUCUGAAGUUAUAAUGCUUUGAUCUCCAAACUAGGGACAAGAUAGGGUCUGAAAGACGCUUCCUCUCCGAGCCGAGAUGCUCUCCUGAGCGCUUGUUUUUAGACUUUGGUGUGCCUCUGGGUCUGCUCUAAGCAGAUGGCUUUUCCUGUCCACCUGCUGUUUCCUAUUUAAUGAAUAGGUUAGAAAUAGAGUUUCCUUUUCCUCUUUGGUGCGGAUAAGUUUCAACUCCUGUGUCUUACUGUUCUCCCUCCCUCUGAGUAACACAGAAUCAUGAAGCUUUUGCCCAACUGGCAUUGAUCUGAUAGUAGUGAGAUGCCCUGUCUUGAUGAUCCCUUACUGGGUUUCCAUGCAGAGGAAUCAUAAUGAAAAUAAUUAAUAGAAUUCUUGGUUGGAAAGAGUUGGGAUACAAUUUUUUAAGAAAGAAAAAACCUAUAUCGGUUCUACAUUCGGACAUGCUAACAGUGGUUUUAAGUUUCUAAAGUGUUGACCGGAUGCUAAAGGCAAGGUGGGGAAGAGAAAGCUCUUCUGUGUAUGGAAUCUUUUAUAUAUAUAUAUAUAUAAUCUAUGGAUAUUUUAAACUCUGUUAGAUAGCAGCCUUUGGAAAAUCCCCUAUUUGGUCCUGCUUUCUGACCUAUCUGCCUUUUCAGGGUAAUCUUGUGGCACAAGUGAUAGCAUUUAAAAGCUUUAGUCUUUUAAUUCCUCCUCCUUCCUGCUGCGAGCCCUGAGCUGUCUUCUGUGCACUUCUGACAUGUCUACUGUUUGGUCUCUCUGUGUUCUUUGUUACUUGGGUGCAGUAGCAACUUCUCUGUGCAUUCCAUCUUUCUUUCAAGUUGUGUAAAGUUCUUCACUUUUUUUC